This is a messenger RNA of Gavia stellata (red-throated loon), 10360 nucleotides long. It is a transcript of the gene CDC42BPA, whose product is annotated as CDC42 binding protein kinase alpha. Gene Ontology annotation, molecular function: protein serine/threonine kinase activity; protein binding; ATP binding. Gene Ontology annotation, biological process: peptidyl-threonine phosphorylation; actomyosin structure organization. Gene Ontology annotation, cellular component: actomyosin; cytoskeleton; cytoplasm. Lineage: Eukaryota; Metazoa; Chordata; Aves; Gaviiformes; Gaviidae. The transcript has 40 exons. The record is from RefSeq and is a predicted model, not a curated record. Bases 18 to 5585 code for a protein of 1855 amino acids.
UUAAAAAAGAAACCCCAAUGCAAACUGAAACAACCAUGUCUGGAGAAGUGCGUUUGAAGCAGUUGGAGCAGUUUAUUUUGGAUGGGCCAACUCAGACUAAUGGGCAAUGCUUCAGUGUGGAAACCUUGCUGGAUAUACUCAUCUGCCUUUACGAUGAAUGUAAUAAUUCCCCUCUGAGAAGAGAGAAGAACAUCCUUGAGUAUCUAGAGUGGGCCAAACCUUUUACAUCUAAAGUGAAACAGAUGCGACUACAUAAAGAAGAUUUUGAAAUCCUGAAGGUGAUUGGUCGAGGAGCCUUUGGGGAGGUUGCAGUAGUAAAACUGAAGAAUGCAGAUAAGGUUUUUGCCAUGAAGAUACUUAAUAAGUGGGAGAUGCUGAAGAGAGCUGAAACAGCCUGUUUUCGAGAAGAGAGAGAUGUGUUAGUGAAUGGCGAUAACCAGUGGAUCACAACAUUACAUUAUGCAUUCCAGGAUGAAAACUAUUUAUACCUGGUUAUGGAUUACUAUGUUGGAGGAGACCUGCUUACAUUGCUCAGCAAGUUUGAGGAUAGACUACCUGAAGAUAUGGCUCGUUUUUAUUUGGCUGAAAUGGUGAUAGCUAUUGAUUCAGUUCAUCAGUUGCAUUAUGUUCACAGGGAUAUUAAACCAGACAACAUCUUGAUGGAUAUGAAUGGACAUAUUCGAUUAGCCGAUUUUGGUUCUUGUCUGAAACUGAUGGAAGAUGGAACGGUCCAAUCUUCAGUGGCAGUUGGAACGCCAGACUACAUCUCUCCAGAAAUCUUGCAGGCCAUGGAAGAUGGAAAAGGGAAGUAUGGGCCCGAGUGUGACUGGUGGUCCCUAGGCGUUUGCAUGUAUGAAAUGCUUUAUGGAGAAACGCCCUUUUAUGCUGAGUCCUUGGUGGAGACCUAUGGGAAAAUAAUGAACCACAAAGAGAGGUUUCAGUUUCCUGCUCAAGUGACAGAUGUCUCUGAAAGUGCAAAGGACCUCAUCCGAAGGCUCAUUUGUAGCAGAGAGCAUCGACUUGGACAAAAUGGGAUAGAAGACUUUAAGAACCAUCCAUUUUUUGCUGGGAUUGAUUGGGACAACAUUAGAAACUGUGAGGCACCUUACAUCCCAGAAGUCAGCAGCCCCACUGAUACAUCAAACUUUGAUGUGGAUGAUGAUUGCUUAAAAAAUUCUGAAACAAUGCCUCCACCAUCACACACUGCAUUUUCUGGCCAUCAUUUACCAUUUGUGGGUUUCACAUAUACAAGUAGCUGUGUGCUUUCAGACCGCAGCUGUCUAAGACUGACAGCUGGACCACCCUCCAUGGAUCUUGAUGCCAGCAUUCAAAGAACUUUGGAGGAUAGUUUAGCAACAGAAGCUUAUGAGAGGAGAAUAAGACGUCUAGAACAGGAAAAGCUUGAACUUAGUAGAAAACUGCAAGAGUCCACCCAGACAGUCCAGGCUCUGCAGUAUUCAACAGUGGAUGGCCCUAUAACAGCAAGCAAAGAUUUAGAAAUUAAAAGUUUGAAAGAAGAAAUUGAAAAGUUGAAGAAACAGGUAACAGAUUCUGGUCAGCUAGAACAGCAACUUGAGGAGGCGAGCACUGCAAGGCGGGAGUUGGAUGAUGCUUCCAGACAAAUAAAGGCUUUUGAGAAACAGGUCAGAACGCUGAAGCAAGAGAGGGAAGAUCUUAAUAAGGAACUGGCAGAGUCUAGUGACAGAUUAAAAUCCCAAGCCAAAGAGCUGAAAGAUGCACACAGCCAGCGGAAAUUGGCAAUGCAGGAGUUCUCAGAGAUGAACGAGCGGCUGACAGACUUGCACUCUCAAAAACAAAAGCUUGCCCGCCAGCUCCGAGAUAAGGAGGAAGAAAUGGAAGUGGUGAUGCAAAAAGUAGAAAGUUUAAGGCAAGAGUUACGCAGAACAGAGAGACUUAAAAAAGAACUGGAAGUCCAAGCUGAAGCUGCAGCUGCUGAGGCAUCCAAAGACAGGAAAUUGCGAGAGAGGAGUGAACAGUACUCUAAGCAGUUGGAAAGCGAAGUAGAAGGGCUAAAGCAAAAACAGGUUGGUCGCUCACCUGGGGUAAGCAGUAUAGAACACCAGCAAGAGAUCACUAAAUUAAAGGCAGACCUGGAAAAGAAAAGUGUUUUCUAUGAAGAGGAACUAUCUAAACGUGAAAUAAUGCAUGCUAAUGAAAUAAAAAGUCUGAAGAAAGAACUACGGGAUGCAGAGAGCCAGCAGCUUGCCCUCAAAAAGGAGAUCAUGAUUUUGAAGGACAAGUUAGAGAAAACCAGAAGAGAAAACCAAAGCGAAAGAGAGGAGUUUGAAACAGAGUUCAAACAGAAGUAUGAACGAGAAAAGAUUCUGCUAACAGAGGAAAAUAAAAAACUUUCAAAUGAACUUGAUAAGCUCACCACCAUGUUUGAGAGGCUGAGUAUGAAUAACCGGCAGCUGGAAGAAGAGAUGAGAGACCUGGCUGAUAAAAAGGAGUCCGUGGCACACUGGGAGGCCCAAAUUACUGAGAUCAUCCAAUGGGUAAGUGAUGAAAAAGAUGCUCGAGGUUACCUUCAAGCCUUGGCCUCUAAAAUGACCGAAGAACUAGAGGCCCUGAGGAACUCCAGUCUGGGUGCAAGAGCUACAGACAUGCCUUGGAAGAUGCGCCGCUUUGCAAAACUGGAUAUGUCUGCAAGGUUGGAGCUGCAGUCUGCUCUUGAUGCUGAAAUCCGAGCCAAACAGGCUAUUCAAGAUGAGUUGAAUAAAGUCAAAGCUUCCUGUAUCUCUACAGAGUGUAAAUUGCAAGAAUCUGAGAAGAAGAACAUGGAACUAUUGACAGAUAUUGAAAGGCUGAAAAAGGAGACAGAAGAGCUUAGAUCAGAAAAGGGUGUAAAGCACCAAGACUCACAGAAUUCUUUCUUGGCAUUUUUGAAUGCGCCUACCUCUGCUCUGGAUCAAUUUGAAGAUUCCUUUUCCUCCUCUUCAUCCUCAUUGAUUGAUUUUAUGGAUGACCGCUCUCCUUCCUGUAUUCCAGCUAACAAAAGCAGACGUAUUGAUUCAGUUGAGAAUUUUACAUUGUCUAAUACUCCAUCACGGGAUGAAGAUAGCAAGUCUCACCUCCAUUCAAGAUCAAGGUCUCCUUCUACAGCUAGUGAGAUUGAACCAAUCGAGGUUACAGAUCAUCCUCCCCGUUCAAUUCACACACCAACCAUGAGGGCAGCAUAUAUUGGAUCGGGACUCUCUGCACCAAAGCCUAAAGCCCACCAGUUUGUAGUGAAAUCAUUUAAUACACCAACUAAAUGCAAUCAAUGCACGUCUCUGAUGGUUGGUUUAAUACGACAGGGCUGUACUUGUGAAGUAUGUGGCUUCUCUUGCCAUGUGACCUGUGCAGACAAGGCUCCUGCAGUAUGUCCAAUCCCUCCUGAACAGACUAAGGGACCUUUGGGAAUAGAUCCGCAGAAAGGCAUAGGAACAGCUUACGAAGGACAUGUCCGAGUACCAAAACCAGCUGGAGUAAAGAAAGGUUGGCAGAGAGCGCUGGCAGUGAUCUGUGAUUUUAAACUCUUCCUAUAUGAUGUAGCAGAAGGAAAAGCAUCCCAGCCCAGCGUGAUAGUGAGUCAGGUCAUAGACAUGAGGGAUGAAGAAUUCUCAGUGAGUUCUGUCUUGGCCUCAGAUGUCAUCCAUGCAAAUCGAAAAGAUAUCCCCUGUAUCUUUAGGGUUACAGCUUCCCAGCUCUCUGCAUCCAGUAAUAAGUGUUCAAUCCUGAUUCUAGCAGACGGUGAGAAUGAAAAAAGCAAGUGGGUGGGAGUGCUGAAUGAAUUGCAUAGGAUCUUGAAGAAGAACAAACUCAAAGACCGCUCAGUCUAUGUUCCCAAAGAAGCUUAUGACAGCACCUUACCCCUCAUCAAAACAACACAGUCAGCAGCAAUCAUAGACCAUGAAAGAAUAGCUCUGGGGAAUGAAGAAGGGUUAUUUGUUGUGCAUGUCACCAAAGAUGAGAUUAUCCGUGUUGGUGACAAUAAGAAGGUUCAUCAGAUUGAGCUUAUCCCAAAUGAACAGCUCAUUGCAGUAAUCUCAGGACGAAACCGUCAUGUCCGGCUUUUCCCUAUGGCUGCCCUGGAUGGACGGGAGACUGAGUUUUAUAAACUGGCAGAGACAAAAGGCUGUCAGUCAAUAGUUUCUGGACAUGUGCGCCACGGAGCUCUUACCUGCCUGUGUGUAGCUAUGAAAAGGCAGGUCCUCUGUUAUGAACUAAAUCAGAGUAAGACACGUCACAAAAAGAUCAAGGAGAUCCAAGUCCAGGGGAAUGUCCAGUGGAUGUCAAUCUUCAGUGACCGCCUUUGUGUGGGCUACCAGUCAGGUUUCUUAAAAUAUCCCCUUCAUGGAGAAGGCAGCCCGUACAGUCUGCUCCAUCCAGAUGACCACACACUAUCAUUUAUCUCACAGCAGCCAACUGAUGCCAUCUGUGCAGUCGAAAUCUCAAAUAAAGAAUACCUGCUGUGUUUUAGCAGCGUAGGGGUUUACGUUGACUGCCAGGGCCGAAGAUCUAGACAACAAGAAUUGAUGUGGCCCGCAACUCCAUCUUCUUGCUGUUACAAUGCACCAUACCUCUCUGUGUACAGUGAAAAUGCAAUUGAUAUCUUCGACGUGAACUCCAUGGAGUGGAUUCAGACUAUUCCUCUCAAAAAGGUACGACCCUUGAAUACAGAAGGAUCACUAAACCUUUUAGGCCUGGAGACAGUUAGAUUAAUAUAUUUCAAAAACAAAAUGGCAGAGGGCGAUGAACUGGUAGUUCCUGAGACAUCAGAUAACAGCCGGAAGCAAAUGGUUCGAAACAUCAACAACAAGCGCCGCUAUUCAUUCAGAGUACCGGAGGAGGAAAGGAUGCAGCAGAGGAGGGAGAUGCUACGCGAUCCGGAAAUGAGAAAUAAAUUAAUUUCUAACCCAACUAAUUUUAACCACAUAGCACAUAUGGGUCCAGGAGAUGGUAUACAGAUUCUCAAAGACCUUCCAAUGCAGCGUUCCCCUUAUCAAUUCCCUCAUCAUCACUCCCGUCUGAUCUCCUCUCCGAGCAACUUUGAGCACAUCUACCACAUGACUGUUAAUUCAGCUGAAAAAUUCCUCUCUUACGAUUCCAUAAACCCUGCAUUUUCCCCGCCUCCACACUCUGUCCUCGGUACUCCAGACUUUAUGACUCUGAGGAAUCUUCGGCCUCAGGAAAGUCGGACCGUAUUCAGUGGCUCUGUCAGUAUUCCAUCAAUCACGAAAUCCCGCACAGAACCAGGACGAUCGAUGAGCGCAAGCAGUGGGUUAGCAGCACGAUCGUCUGCACAAAACGGCAGUGCUUUGCGGAGGGAAUUCUCAGGAGGUAGCUACGGAGCAAAGCGUCAGCCUAUGGCAUCGCCCUCAGAUGGUUCCUUAUCCUCUGGUGGCCUGGACCAAGGCAGUGAUGCACCAACAAGGGACUAUGAGCGAGAGGACUCUGACUCUCCCAGACACUCUACUGCAUCGAACAGCUCCAACCUCAGCAGCCCUCCCAGCCCGGUUUCUCCUCACAAGACCAAGAGCCUCUCCCUGGAGAGCUCUGACCAUGUGAGCUGGGACUCAUGAACUCCUUCAGCAUUCAGAUUUGACAUCACAGCAGCUUGCUGUCCCCAUGGCUGUCCCCUUCACUUGUUCCAGUUCUCACCUUCAUCAUCCUAACCCUCCCCAUUCCCUGUCUGAAAGUGAUCUGGGAGUGGGGUACAGAGGAAGGUAAAAGCUGGUCGUCUUCAGCAUCAUUCAGCACUGCCUCACCCUCCCUUCCCCAGAUUUGACAGCAGCAAAUGAGCAAAGCUAGGGUGUUGGUAAAUAUCAGAUGCUGUAGAUUUGCAUUAGUAUUGGUUUCAUUUUUGUGGUUACAGCUGCUUCAUUUUUAAAGACAUAUUUAUUCCACCCUCCCUUCCACUUCCCAAAAAGUAGCAUAAGUAGACCAGACCAGUAUCAACAAGAGAAAGUUCAGAGGGGUUUUGUUUUCAUACAAUAGCUCAUUGUACUGUACAAAAGUACACAGACCCCUUUCCCUGCACAGGGAAUGAUCAGUAUGUCAGAGGCACAUAAAAGCUUUCAGCCACCACGUUUGAAUGUCAAUCUGAUUGUCGCCAGCAAAUCCUUAUUGAUUAAAGUGAUGCAUAUUUUACUACAGUACAGAGUUUAAUUAAAUACGCAGAUGUUAGAGUAAAAUACGUAUGUAUAUAUUCAAAGAAAAAAAGCAUUGUGUAUGCAGCAGAAGAUGGAUGCUUAUUUAAGAGAGCCUUUAAUUUAAGAUUUGUGUUGUCCCUGUUUUCAUGCUCGGUAAUAUACAGACUUGGAGGCCUGGCCUAAAACCUUUCGCAGGACAGAUAUUCCCUUUGCGUAGCACUCGCUGCACUGCCGGGAAACGUCCCUGCAGUGCUUUCACAACAUUUCUUUACUUCUGGCAGUAGCAUAACUGAAGCUAUAAUUCCUACUUUCAUGUUAAUCCCUAUCCUUUGCAAAAAUGACAGCAAUUGGAAGGCAACCCGCUGCCCCAGUUUCUUGUGUGCUAGCCGUGCAGCUGAGGAACCUUAUGGCAUGCUACAGUAGAGGUCCUUAAGGCAGCAAGGGAGUUCAAUGCAGCAGGAUUCAGCUGGAAAACUGUUUCCCUGGGUCAGCUUUUCAGCAUGUUUAACUCGGAAGGGAGCAGUCUUCCACAUCUCCUUGACCAUCCCUAACCAGAAAACUGUUACUGUUGUUACCAAAUACUAGUUGCUAAUACACAUCAGCCAAAUGAGUGCCCUUAGCCUGAAGCUAGCCAUGGCUGGCUAUGCUGUCACUGUAGCAACGAAGAACCUUGAAGACUGACCUCACACUGUUCACACUGUGGUAGUCAAAGAUGCCUAGUCACCCACAACUGCCACGCUGGCAAGGUUGGUUUUCCUUUUCCUCCCCACCUCUGCUGUGGGUUUGUGCAAUUUGCAGUUGUUUGUAUGUGCUCACCUGCUGUUUGGUUCCAAUAGCAGGUCAGGUUGGAGGGCAGAAAGUAUUGCGGUGGAAGACAGAGCCCACUGAAGUUGCAAAAAUAAAUAAAAAGCUGAAGGUGGUCAUGCAGCCAACAGAAUAAAGUGAGAGACUGAUGUACAAACAGAUGGUAAGAAGAAGAUGUCUCUUCUCUUUAGUUAGCAAGGCAGACACGUUUUUCAUUUGGGAGUGUGUUCAAAUGAGCCUCUCUUCUCAGUAGUAUGUUGCUGGCUUUAUACUAUGACCAUACUCAAACACAUAAGGGCUUUUUGUAUUUAGAAUACUGGUUUUUGUGGGUUUCGGAAACUUGUUAUGGCUCUUAUUAAACCAUUCCAUACUUUUGCAGUCAGCAGUAUAUAGUGUUUCACCCACACAGAUAUGUUUGGAGUUUUGCAGUUUCUGUCUUCCCUAAUGGAAGUUAUAGGUAAGUUCAAACCAUGUACAGUAAUUUCCAGGUAUCAUCUAAAUGUGAAAUAGGGAAUGAGACACAGAUCAUUUAAUCCAUUUAAUCAUGCUGGGUCUCCUAGGUAAGAUUUCUCUUUCACUCUGAAUCAAGAGGCUUGUCCAAGUUUAAGCUCAUUCAGUAUUAUUUUGGGACAGGAAUUUGUUUUAGAAACCAUCAUAGCAAAAGCCUGUCUUUUUCCAGUUUGGGUUUUUCAGAGUAGCAAGCUGGUUGCGUUUGUUUUCACUUCAAAGCUACUACUUUUGUAAGCCUGACAUUUAAUAUUAAAAGCUUUAGCAAACAGCUAAGCACUUGAAAUUAAUUGCUCCCAGAAUAGUUUUCAGUCUUUCUGAAGGACAGAUAGGCAGGGCGUUAUUGGCAUUAUUAAAAUUCCACAUCAGCUUCUUUUUAAAGGCUGCGUAUUGCUUCAAGUAUAGCCACUGCUUUUUCCCCACAAUUCCCUCCUUUCGGUGAAGCAUGUCCACACACUUUUCAAAGCCUUUGCAGACUAGUUUUGUAUUUACUGUAUGUUGUAUUUAAACAUUAAUCUUAUUUUGAUGUUGAGAGAAGGCAUUUAAACAGCAGUCAUUUACGAUAGAGCAGCCUGCGUGACAGUCCCCUGAGAGAGGGUCACAGGAUCUUUUUUGUGGAUUUUUUUUUUUUGCAGUUGAGCUAAUGCUCUAUCUGAAAAUGGAACCCAAAGAGCCACGACACAGCAAACAAUUAAAUCGAGUAAACCCCUCUGUUUACUCCGUUAUGGUGCCUGCAAUCUACUGAUAUCAAAAACUGACAUUUUCAGGCAGAGCGUAGGUCAGCUGUGUCACAAAACUAAACUCCAGAGGAUGAGAGCUCCACAGGCCUACACUGUUUGUACACCACAAUUUCUAAGCCUUGGCAGUCUCCUUUAGGAUUACUGUAUUUAAUCAUUAGUUUGGUACUGUGCAUUUUUAUACGCAUCUGUUCAAAAGAGAAACAGCAACUGUUCUCUCAGUUGAAAAGCAAAUGACCACAUCACUUAUUUGAAAAGAGAAAAAUUGUCCUAGGACUUGAAUAGUUUUAUAUAUUUGGGGACCAUUUGAUGAUACACUCAAUUUUAAACCACACUCAUCUUUUUUUUUUUUGUUGGUAUGAACACUGAAAACAUGCAUACUGUAGCUGAGCUUUUUAAAUACUCAUUGGGCUAGGAAAAGUAACUUGGUCAUUUGAACUGUAAGACUCUUGACUGGUAUCUCAAAGACAGUUGUCUCUUAAGGUUUGAUGUUUGCUACUUUGCACUGUAGCGUUGCUUCAACUUCACAGUUAGAGGGCUGCAUUUUGUUCAGGGAGCUUAAAAUCUCCCAUUGAAUUUUUGACUGUAGCAUAUGUUCUCUGUACACAGUAUGUAUCUAGCUGAUUUUUUCCUUUUGGCUGAGACUGAAGGUGUUUGCAUUUUUGACACUGCUUAAACAUAUGGGUUGUUGGGUUUUUGCAUUUUUUUUUUCUUUCCUCUUUUGAUGGCAACAAAGGAUCUGAACAGAUUCAGGCAGCUACUAAGGAUUCCAGGUUAUAGAAUGAAAAAGGUUUGGUAAAUAGUUUUCCCCUGCACAUGUGCGCACACAGAUAUGUGGCUUCCUUCUGCAUGUCCUAAACCCAAAAGCCGAGUUAUAGUGCUCUCUUCUCUAUUGCCUUUGACCUGUAGAAGACAGCUGGUGGUUUCAAAAAAAAAUAUUCCUGAGGCUGUGGCAAAGUAGUUGCUUCUGUUCCUCUCAGUUAGUUGCUGUGGCUUGUUAUGAAUGUGCAUUUUGCCCAUUUUAACAAGUUUCAAAACUGAGUCAGGAAUGUUAUCUCUUUGAUCUGAUUCUGAUAAAAUUACAAGCCAGCUGUGUUAUUCUCAGGUAUACGGCAGAGGGAAGUUAAGGAUCUUGUCGUACCAAAAAAAGUCCAAAAAGCAUAGUGUAUUUAUAGAAAUGUAGUUUUAAGUGCACCUAACUGGUUCAGAGAGUGUGUCAGCCUUUCAAAACAGAACAGUUAGAGUACUAACACAGAAACAGAUUCUGGCACCAUAUUGUCUUGCAUGGCCAGACCCUGAAUGACAGGACAAACAUGCUCUUGGGUGAAAGAAGGUGGGGUUUUUUCCCAUUUUAUGCACAGUGUUUAAUUUUAAAUGAAUACAUUAAGGGUAAAAUUUAUUGGAAUGCAAGUACCCACACCUCCUGAGCCUUAGUCUGAGAAUCAAAAUGGCACAUAGUAGCUUCUCCUGUGGUGGUGUGUUUUUUUUUUGUUAAUAGGAGUCAGUUCCAUGGAGGAAAUGGGACAACUUUCUGCACUAACACAAACUGCACCCUUCUGUGUGCUUUGUGUUCACACUGUAUUUGAUAAACACCCCCAGAAACAGCUCUGCUGCAGGCUUUCCAGUCUAAAUUCCAACUCUGCUUUGUCUUUCAUUCUAGCCGCAGCUCAGUACAACCUAUUUUCAUUCUGCAUUUAAGAAAGUCUCAUCCACAGGGAAGAAAUCCACAAACAAGCCAGUGUUGGUAUUUCAGAGCAAUUAUACCUGCCUUUUUAUGUAUGACAGUUUCAUAUCAUUUAUUUUUAAAAUGUUUUUUAGGUUUUUCAUUGUAAUAUUAUUGUACAGUUUUGCAUGGCAUAGAUGUAAUCACUUUUUUGUUUUAGAGUAUAAAAGCUGACAAGUGUGCGUGUGGGGGAAAGAUUCUGCUUUUUGCCUCUUCUCACUAUUUUGUUCAAUGCCCUCAAUGUUGUAGGGGACAUUGUAAGAGAUUCUCUGCUACAGAACAAUGAUGUAGAUUCUUUUGCACAGAAAUAUUUAAGGUGGAAAAAGUCAACAAUGUAAAAAUGACUUGCCACUAAUAUUUUAUGUUGGUAACACACUUAAUAUUAACCUACUUUGAUGUACUGCAAUAAAACAGGGAACUGUUAGAAAUGGAGA